AUGGAUCCCAGCUCAGUGCUGGAACAGACUACACAGGAUGUGUCAAACCUGCAGGCUGAAUUUCAGCAUCUUUUGGAAGAGAUAAGGUCCGCUGAUUUCGAGUUGUAUGAUGAGAGGAAGAAAUUAACAAAUAAAGACUGGCAAUUACAUUCGCACAUAAGGCAACAUGGGUCAUUGACUGAGCAUCCUGAUGAGAAAGAGUUAAAUGAAGGGAUACGAAAUGAUUUUGAGCAAUGUAAGGUGACACAACGUGAAAAAUGUAUACUUGCUAAUACUGCACUAUUUAUGGUAUCCAAACACCUCUCAAAGCUCGAAAAAAAUAUAGUUAUGUUGGAGGAAGAUGGGUUGCUGGCCCCAGUGGAGAAUGACGCGGAUAGCGGAGGGGAAUUUUCACGAGAGAGCUCUGUGAUGAGCACUGGAGGCGAGAGGAAGAGGAAAGCGACAUCUGUCGGUUCGACAGAUUCGAUAUCCAAGAGGCGGAAACAGACUCGUAUAUCUCCUAUGCACUCUGCGAGAUCUGGAGACCAGAUGGACGGCACUCCAGCGAAGAAUAAUUUUGAUCUUCAGGAUUAUAGCGAUGAUUUAUUUUCAGGACUCAACAACAAUGAAGAAGAGGACAAGACUUUAUACUGCUUUUGUCAAAGCGUCUCGUAUGGUGAAAUGGUAGCAUGUGAUGGUGCCAAUUGCAAAUACGAAUGGUUUCAUUAUCCAUGCGUAAACCUAAAGGAGCCUCCGAGAGGAACCUGGUUUUGCCCGGAUUGUCGACAAGAGAUGGCCAAGAACAAAUUGAAGAAGAGACGAGUCUAA
Molecule: messenger RNA, 807 nt
Organism: Torulaspora delbrueckii
Lineage: Eukaryota; Fungi; Ascomycota; Saccharomycetes; Saccharomycetales; Saccharomycetaceae
Gene: YNG2
Product: histone acetyltransferase YNG2
Exons: 1
Coding region: 1-807 (268 amino acids)
Biological process (GO): regulation of DNA-templated transcription
Cellular component (GO): Rpd3L complex; nucleus; Rpd3L-Expanded complex
Source: RefSeq, a predicted model, not a curated record